Abrus precatorius (Indian licorice) is the source of this 1492-nucleotide messenger RNA. Its product is annotated as alpha-amylase-like. Lineage: Eukaryota; Viridiplantae; Streptophyta; Magnoliopsida; Fabales; Fabaceae. The transcript has 4 exons. Gene Ontology annotation, biological process: carbohydrate metabolic process. Gene Ontology annotation, molecular function: calcium ion binding; alpha-amylase activity. The coding region runs from base 4 to 1275 and encodes 423 amino acids. The record is from RefSeq and is a predicted model, not a curated record.
AAAAUGAAGUCUCUUGCAUCACUCUGUUUCCUCUGCCUCUGCAUUUCUCUUUAUCCCUCUUUCUCUUCCUCUGCCAUACUAUUUCAGGGGUUCAAUUGGGCAUCAAGUGAAAAAGCAGGAGGAUGGUACAACUUCCUGAAGACGUUGGUUCCUGACAUUGCAGAUGGUGGGGUUGAGUAUGUUUGGCUUCCUCCUCCCUCUAACUCGCACGAUGAUGGUCCUCAAGGUUACUUGCCGAAAAGGCUAUACGACCUAGACACGUCAAAGUACGGUAACAAGGAGGAACUGAAGUCGCUGAUUGCGGCAUUUGGAGAGAGAGGAGUGAAAUCCAUCUCAGACAUUGUCAUCAACCACAGAACAGCAGAGAGGUUAGACAACAGAGGACUCAGCAUCUUCGAAGGUGGCACACCCGACACGCGCCUAGACUGGGACGUGUCCUACAUUUGCAGCACCGAUCCAAGAUUCAACGGCACAGGGAACCCCGACACAGGGGAUGACUGGUGGGGUGCCCCUGACAUCGAUCACACCAAUCCCAAUGUCCAAAAGGAGCUCUCUGAUUGGAUGAAUUGGUUGAAAUCCGAUGUUGGGUUUUCAGGUUGGAGAUUCGACAUGGUUGUCGGUUAUGCUCCUAGGUUCACCAAAAUCUACAUGGAACAAACAAAACCCGAUUUUGCUGUUGGAGAGUUGUAUCAGAAUGUGUUCAUGGGUCAAGAUGGAAGGCCCUUGGCUGACCAGGAUAAGCACCGUGAAACCUUGGUCAAUUGGGUGGAUAAUGCUGGUGGUGGUGUCAUGGCUUUUGAUUUCACUACUAAGAUGGUUCUUGGUGCUGCUGUUCAAGGUGAGUUGUGGAGGAUGAAAGAUGCUAACGGUAAGCCUCCGGGUAUGAUUGGAGUUAAGCCUUCCAAUGCUGUCACUUUUGUCGACAACCAUGAUACUUGGUCUCAGAGGACUUGGCCUUUCCCUGAUGAUAAAGUCAUGUUGGGUUAUGUUUACAUCGUCACUCAUCCUGGUCACCCCACAAUUUUCUACGAUCACUACAUCGAAUGGGGACUAAAGGAGCCGAUAAAGAAAUUGACAGAAAUAAGAAAGAGGAAUGGAAUUACGGCCACAAGCACAGUGAAUAUUAUGGCAGCUGAAGCUGAUCUCUACAUGGCUGAGAUUGACAACAAGAUCAUUGUCAAGAUUGGACCCAAAACGGAUCUUGGGAACCUUCUUCCACCCAAUGUCCAGGUAGCUACCAAUGGACAAGACUAUGCUGUGUGGGAAAGAAAGUGAAGCACCAAUACUAGAUAUUAAGUUGGGCAUGCAUUUUUACUUUUACUAGAAUAAAUAAAAUAAAGACUUUGAAUAAUAUACAUACCAAUUGUAGAAGAGCAUAAGAUAAAUCUUCGUGGGCUAUAUACAAAUGAAUAAGAAUGAUAUACUAACAAAGGGCUGGUAGCCAAAUCAUUUGUAUCCUUCGUUCAAGUAUGUUUAUUGAAAACUAUUUAUU